AUGAGGUUCAUCGGCCUCAACAGAACGCUGUUUGACCCAGUGUUUCUCAACCUUGAGUGUUACUAUUUGAAGCAGGCAAACGCAGGGCCAGUUCCCAAGGUAGCAGUAUCAGAUGCUGCACAGCAGCAGCUGCUAAAACAGACUAUGAUUCUGCUCAGCCUCAUGUUGAGGCACUCUGAAAAUGUUCAGAAUAAUUCCAGCGUUGUAGUUCAUAUUCCGUAUGAGGAAGAAGAAGAGGAGGAGGAAUAUGUAGAGGAAGAAGCAGAGCAGCCGGUGCCCCCCAAGCCUGCCCCUCCCCCUCCCCCUCCUGCAACUGUCCCUCCCCUACGCCGAAAAUCGUCUGCUAAUUACCGGGCCUACGCUAUUGAGCCGCACGACAAGAUAAAAUGCAAGAUAUCAGCUUCUCGGAAAUUGCAGCUCAAGUCACUGAUGCUCCAGAUGGCUAAGAAGGAAAUGGAAAAGGAAGAAGAAGAGCGGGCCCAGGAGAAAGGGCGAUUUCUCUCCGAGCACUGUAUCCCCUUAGAACUGGCAGGACUCAGCCUCACAGAAUUGCAGGAGGUAUGUCGGCAGCUCCAUAAACAAAUUGACAAAGUUGAUGAGGAGCGUUAUGACACGGAGGCCCGGGUCCAUAAGAGCAUCAACGAGAUCCAGGAUUUGAACCAGAAGAUUUUUGACCUGCGAGGCAAAUUCAAGCGCCCCGCUCUUCGCCGGGUGCGUCUCUCAGCUGAUGCGAUGAUGCAGGCCUUGCUUGGCUCCAAGCACAAGGUCUCUAUGGAUCUGCGAGCCAACCUCAAACAGGUCAAGAAGGACGACACGGAGAAGGAGAAUCGGGAGGUAGGUGACUGGCGGAAGAAUAUCGAUGCCCUGAGUGGCAUGGAAGGGCGCAAGAAAAAAUUUGAGACCUCUGUCACAGGGCAAGCCUGAGGCCCAAGGUG
Candoia aspera is the source of this 935-nucleotide messenger RNA. RefSeq names its product troponin I3, cardiac type (gene TNNI3). The record is from RefSeq and is a predicted model, not a curated record. The transcript has 8 exons. NCBI's taxonomy places the organism in Eukaryota, Metazoa, Chordata, Lepidosauria, Squamata, Candoiidae. Gene Ontology annotation, biological process: cardiac muscle contraction; skeletal muscle contraction. The coding region runs from base 1 to 924 and encodes 307 amino acids. Gene Ontology annotation, cellular component: troponin complex.